Arvicola amphibius (Eurasian water vole) is the source of this 1618-nucleotide messenger RNA. RefSeq names its product cytosolic thiouridylase subunit 2 (gene Ctu2). Lineage: Eukaryota; Metazoa; Chordata; Mammalia; Rodentia; Cricetidae. Gene Ontology annotation, cellular component: cytosol. Gene Ontology annotation, biological process: tRNA wobble position uridine thiolation. The record is from RefSeq and is a predicted model, not a curated record. Bases 41 to 1618 code for a protein of 525 amino acids. Gene Ontology annotation, molecular function: sulfurtransferase activity; tRNA binding. The transcript has 15 exons.
GCGCCGGCUUUCCACUACUGCAGACCAGCCCACCAUCUCCAUGUGUCAGGCCGGUGAGGACUACGCGGUGUCGGCUCAGCGGGAGCCUGCGCCCGUGCCACGGCCGGGCCGGGGGCAGAAAUGUGUGAAGUGCGCGGAAGGCCUGCCGGUGGUGGUGAUACGAGCGGGAGACGCCUUCUGCAGGGAUUGUUUCAAGGCAUUCUAUGUUCACAAGUUCAGAGCCAUGCUUGGGAAGAACCGACUCAUCUUUCCUGGCGAGAAGGUGCUGUUGGCGUGGUCUGGGGGGCCUUCGUCCAGUUCCAUGGUCUGGCAAGUCCUUGAGGGUCUGAGUCAGGAUUCUGCAAAACGACUACGCUUUGUGCCAGGAGUCAUCUAUGUUGAUGAGGGAGCAGCCUGUGGCCAGAGCCUACAGGACAGGGCGAAGACCUUGGCUGAGGUGAAGCAGAUCCUGCAGAACACUGGCUUUCCGUGGCAUGUAGUUGCCUUAGAGGAGGUGUUCAGCUUGCCGCCAUCCGUGCUGUGCUGUGCUUCCCAAGACCCCGCAGGGACGGAGGAGGCCUACAAAACGGCGGUGGACAGCUUCCUGCAGCAGCGGCAUGCGCUAGGGUCUGAGGGCUGUGCCAGCCCAGCUCAGGGGGAGGAUCGGUCACACCCAUCCCAUAGCCAGGAACCCCUAGGCAUGGCUGGGUUCCCCACAGCUGCUCAGACUGAGGCCUUGUCUAGGUUGUUCAGUUCCAUAAAGACACUGACAGCCAAAGAGGAGCUUCUGCAGACCCUGAGGACCCAUCUGAUUGUGCAUGUAGCCCGAACCCAUGGCUACUGCAAGGUGAUGACUGGGGAAAGCUGUACCCGUUUGGCCAUCAAGCUUAUGACCAACCUGGCCUUGGGGAGAGGAGCCUUCCUUGCCUGGGACACGGGCUUCUCAGAUGAGCGGCAUGGGGAUGUGGUGUUGGUGAGGCCUAUGCGGGACCACACCCUGAAGGAAGUGGCCUUCUAUAACCACCUGUUUGGCGUUCCCUCCGUCUUCACACCAGCCAUCGAUACCAAGGCUCCAGAAAAGGCUAGCAUCCACCGGCUGAUGGAGGCCUUUAUCCUGAGGUUGCAGACUCUGUUCCCCUCCACAGUCAGUACUGUGUACAGGACAAGUGAGAAGCUAGUCAAGGCUCCCCGGGAGGGCUGUGCCUCUGGCCCCGCCAGCCCCAGCUGCCUCCUCUGCAUGUGUGCACUGGACAUUGACACCGCUGACAGUGCCACGGCUUUUGGGGCUCAGUCCUCCUCACAUCUCUCCCAGAUGCUGCCUGCUGAGGCUGGGAUACCUACCACCCCCUGCUGUAGUGCAGGGGAGGGUCAGGCUCAGAGCUGCCACAGGGGAGUUGGCAGGAGGGGGGAUGCACAGGCCUGUGUCAUAGAACAGCUGUGUUAUGGCUGCCGGGUGAACAUGAAGGACCUGCCCUCCCUGGACCCAUUGCCACCCUAUGUCCUGGCCGAGGCUCAGUUCCGCUGUCAGAGGGCCUGGGUCUCUAAGGAAAUCCAGGAGUAUCUGAUUACAGACGAUGAGGAGGAGGAAGAAAGCAGAGCCAUCAAGCAGGAAGGCGAGAACACUGGGAUUGGUCUAUAA